Messenger RNA from Oryzias melastigma (Indian medaka), 2368 nucleotides. RefSeq names its product GATA binding protein 2b (gene gata2b). Gene Ontology annotation, molecular function: RNA polymerase II cis-regulatory region sequence-specific DNA binding; zinc ion binding; DNA-binding transcription factor activity, RNA polymerase II-specific. Gene Ontology annotation, biological process: positive regulation of angiogenesis; positive regulation of miRNA transcription; negative regulation of transcription by RNA polymerase II. The transcript has 6 exons. Bases 264 to 1634 code for a protein of 456 amino acids. Lineage: Eukaryota; Metazoa; Chordata; Actinopteri; Beloniformes; Adrianichthyidae. The record is from RefSeq and is a predicted model, not a curated record. Gene Ontology annotation, cellular component: nucleus.
CGCCCACGCGUACUUAUGCAGCCCGGCCCGGCGCUGACAGCCGCAGUGUCGCUCCGACGGUCAACCGGAGACAGCAGCCGAACCGAGCGGCGGGAGAUCCGGGUCAGCAACCGGGACAGGAUCAAACUGGACUCCAGGACGCGCGAGGGAAUUCAUUUAAACCGCCUCGUGCCGCCAAUGGACUCCCUGUGAACGCAUCAACAACACAAAAGUCCCGGAUUUCCUCUGAUUUAUUCAAAAAACAACAACAAGGGAGGACAGAGAUGGAUGUUGCGGCGGAUCAGCCCCGCUGGAUGCACCACCACCCCGUGCUGAACGGACAGCACCCGGACUCGCACCACCCGGGCCUGGGCCACAACUACAUGGAGCCCGCGGCGCAGCUGCUGCCUCCGGACGAGGUGGACGUGUUCUUUAACCACCUGGACUCGCAGGGAAACCCGUACUACCACAACUCCGCCAGGGCCCGGGUGUCCUACAGCCAGGCGCACGCGCGCCUGACCGGGACUCAGGUGUGCCGGCCUCACCUGCUCCACAGCCCAGGCCUCUCUUGGCUGGACGGCGGGAAAGCUGCUCUGUCCGCCCACCACCACCACCACCACAACGCCUGGGCCGUCAGCCCCUUCAGCAAGCCCAGCCUGCACCACCCGGGCUCCGCGUCCCCCGGCGCGCUCUCCGCCGUCUACCCAUGCAACAACAGCAGCUCCGCGUCCUCCCUGACCCCGCCGUCCCACCAUCCCAGCUCCCACCUGUACACGUUCCCCCCCACCCCACCCAAAGACGCGUCUCCGGAUCCCGGGGCCGCGUCCCCGUCCUCCCCAGCCACCAGGAUGGAUGAAAAGGACUCUGUAAAAUACCAGAUCCCAGAGAGCAUGAAGAUGGAGGGAUGCAGCCCUCUGCGGGGCAGCCUGUCCUCAUCCAUGAGCGCGCAGACGCCUUCCACGCACCAUCCCAUCCCCACGUACCCCGCUUACCCUCUCCCGGCGGGACACGAGUACGGCGGGAGUCUGUUCCACCCGGGCAGCCUGCUGGGAUCCCCGUCCGGGUUCAAGAACAAAGGCAAGACGCGCUCCUGCACCGAAGGCCGUGAGUGCGUGAACUGUGGCGCCACGUCCACGCCGCUGUGGAGGCGCGACAGCACCGGACACUACCUGUGCAACGCCUGCGGCCUCUACCACAAGAUGAACGGCCAGAACCGACCUCUCAUCAAACCCAAGCGCCGGCUGUCUGCAGCCAGACGAGCGGGAACGUGCUGCGCCAACUGUCAGACGACCACCACCACGCUCUGGAGGCGCAACGCAAGCGGAGAUCCGGUGUGCAACGCCUGCGGCCUUUACUACAAACUACAUAAUGUGAACCGGCCGCUCACCAUGAAAAAGGAAGGGAUCCAGACGCGCAACAGGAAGAUGUCCAACAAAUCCAAAAAGAGCAAGCGUGGCGGCGACGCCUACGAAGAGUUCACCAAAAGCCUGCACGACAAGAACUCCCCGUUCAGCGCCGCCUCUCUGGCCAGUCACAUGUCCAUGGGUCACCUGCAGCCCUUCAGCCACGCCGGACACAUGCUGCCCACGCCCACGCCCCUACACCCGUCCUUCAGCCAUGCGCACCACUCCAACAUGGUGACGGCGAUGGGCUGAGAGGGCGAGGAGGCGGAUGAGACUCUGAUGAGCACAUCCGGCUCGAUUGUGUCGGUUGGUGAUUGUAAGAAAGGAAUCAUGGUACCAAACUGAACGGAGAAACGUUUGGCUUCCUGUUGUUCAGACACAAACUCAGAAGAACCUCACAGCUGGGAAGUUUUAUAGUCGUGUGAAUAUUGUAAAUAUGCGUCAGGAAACUGCUCUUCACCACUAAACUAUUUUGGUUUUUUUGCUCAUGGACAUUUUUUAAGCAGUUUUUCACUUAAAAAAAGGUUUAAGAAUUCUGAUUUUACACUGUCUAUUCUAAGUUUUAUAAUAAUUAAUAUUGUUAUUCAGAUAAUUUAUUUUAACUAUUGUUUAGUUCCUUAGGCUACAGUACUGGAUUCAUAUGGAUGCUGUUAUCCCAGGUAUAUUUUUUAGCUGAAACGCCACAUUUAUAAUCUCAAGAAACGAGGAGAUAUUUCCUAUUAUUCACUGCUUGUUCUGCGUCAGUCUGAGAUUUAAAAAAUGGUCUAUUAUGCUAAUGAGGAAUGUGCAACUCAAAUCAUCCCAUGCUUUAUUUACCUGAAACGUUGUUCUCUUUUCAAGCGGGGUAACAGGUCUUCAGAUGUUUUAUCUUCAUUCUUCUAACCAUAAUCAUUCUCUGCUUCCAGCUGCCUGUCACUAAAGGCUGAGCGUCUGUCAUCACAUACUGUUGAUUUCAAAAUAAAAGUUUAUCAAAUCUAAAGCCGUGG